GCUUGGCUGGCCAUGGAAACCUCGCCUAGAUUAUCUGGAUGUAUAAAUUCAGCACCAUACAAAGUAGUCGAAGACGUCUGUUGCUCGUCUCUCUGCCGGCUUCAGCGUUUUCUCUGGGGUUCCAGUCGCUAUGGAUUCACUUCUACAUGCUCGAAUGUCCCAAGAUCCAGCGGCGGGGUCGUACUACAAUGGCCAUUACGUCCCUACCUCCGCAGAGAAGACGGCGUACCAAUCUACCCAUGAACCUUGGGCUUCGUCUGUAGAAUACGGCCAUUGCGAAUUAUACUUCUUUGCCGUCACCAUCUUCAUUGCGAUCUUGUUUAAUAUUCACUUCAGGAUUCUUCAGCGACGCAGCCUCGCUGUUGGGUCAACGUCGCAAUCUCUGACCCUACAAGAUAAAUUCUAUGCCCUCUUUCGACUGCUUGCGUACCCUCGCAUUCCUACCUCAGUCAACAGGUUCAUCUCUCCAUGGUACACUGCAGGAAACCAGGGCCAGACGUUACUUCUCGCUGCGGGAUUUCUUUUCACCACUCUUUACUGCUUCGCAGACACAUAUUAUUACAGGCCCCCGUUUUAUGGAGCUUCUCCUUUAGGCCUGCGAAGCGAAUGGCCGGCCAUGGCAAUGCUCCCGUUUCUUAUUGUGUUCGGACACAAAAUCAACUUCAUUGGUACUUUGAUAGGUAGCUCCCACGAGAAGAUGCAGGUACUCCAUCAAGGAGUGGCGGGCUUGCAUUUGUAUAUGCCCUUGGUACACACCAUUUCCAUGACGAUACGCUCCAUUCGGGAACGCGGAAUUAACUAUAGUUUUCACAACAAUUGUGCCUAUUGGACCGGCUUCGUCGCUCUAGCACCAUUGAUCUGGCUUUGCUGUGCUAGCCUUCCAAUCUUCCGCAAGGCCGGGUACGAGUGUUUCUGGAUUCUCCAUCUUGCCGCUGUUGGGGUUUACUUUGGAUUCUUGUGGCUUCACUGUUGGAAGUAUCUCGAUAGAGGGUACUACAUGUACGCGACAUUUGCAGUCUUCGCCUGGGGCGUUGUGCUUCGUGUUGGUUACAUGAUAUAUGUCAACCUCCAUAUCCACGUUGCCCGUGUCCAUGUAACACCAUCAGGCAUGUUACAUCUCAGUAUUCCUACGAAACUUCGAUGGUCCCCCGGUCAGCAUGUGUUCAUCCGCUUCCUCAGCGUACGUCCAUUGGAGUCCCACCCCUUCUCUAUCAGCAGUAUACCGAGCGGCAACGAUCAACCGAACGAUAUGACUUUCAUUAUCGUGCCUAUGAAGGGUUUUACCAGUUCUCUCAAAGAUUAUUGUAAACAAGCUGGUGGUCGCCGCGACCUCUUUGUUCUCCUCGAUGGUCCCUUCGGACAUUCAACGCCAGAACUCCGAGCUUUCGACAAGGCUUUGCUCAUCGCUGGAGGCAGUGGCAUCGCGUAUAUUCUGCCCAUCUUUCAAGAUCUCGUUCGAUGCCGUAAAGGCGAAGUCGAUGCGAAGACACGGUGCAGCAAAAUUGAGUUAGUCUGGGCAGUUCGGUCUAGAGAUCAAUUUCAGAAGAUGGAACAAUACAUCUCUGACACUAUUAAAGGCCUCGACGACGACGGUGUUUCUGUAAGCUUUUUCGUCACUGGGAUAGGUGCCGGACCAGAGGAGAUGGAAUCGAAGAGCGGCUCGGAUGAUGUCCUUGCAAGUGACACGAAGAAGUCUUUUUCUGAGGAGCUGCCGGUGCUUUGGAACACUGGCCGCCCGAAGCUUCUUGACAUUAUCCGGGAAAAAUCCCAGACAUGGGAAGGACGUGUUGCAGUAACCACGUGCGGGUCGGAAUCGAUGAUUUCUGAUGUUAGCAAUGCCGUUGCUGGCGUACAAAUCGAUAUACUCAGACAAGGGACGACGUGUAAGGAGAUGUAUCUGCAGACUGACGCCUACGAUUGGUAGCUGGUGG
Molecule: messenger RNA, 1931 nt
Organism: Desarmillaria tabescens
Lineage: Eukaryota; Fungi; Basidiomycota; Agaricomycetes; Agaricales; Physalacriaceae
Product: ferric reductase NAD binding domain-containing protein
Exons: 10
Coding region: 131-1924 (597 amino acids)
Biological process (GO): copper ion import; iron ion transport; intracellular iron ion homeostasis
Cellular component (GO): plasma membrane
Molecular function (GO): ferric-chelate reductase activity
Source: RefSeq, a predicted model, not a curated record